Pyrenophora tritici-repentis Pt-1C-BFP is the source of this 972-nucleotide messenger RNA. The record is from RefSeq and is a predicted model, not a curated record. NCBI's taxonomy places the organism in Eukaryota, Fungi, Ascomycota, Dothideomycetes, Pleosporales, Pleosporaceae.
AUGGGGCUCAAGGGUUGGGUUGCUAAGUGGUGCUGCUUGGGCAAGGAUAGGAGUAGGAGACAGUUCUUCUUUUGGGACGAUGAGAUCGACUGCGGUACGCUGACGAACGACCGUGAGAAGACUGAAGCAUACUGCGAUGAUACGUUGAACUUCAUCAGACAUUGUCUUCAGCCAGAGCGCGAAGGCGAUGUUCCGGCACCUGGUCGGUUGCACAACUGCGGUCCCUGGGUUAGUAUCGGAAAAGCAAUGAACCAAGGGCAGUCGAGAGAAGCACGCGAUCGGUUCGCAGAAACGAUAUAUGACUUCGUCCUCGGCGUGCGGACUUCCCAGGCUACCUGGGAGCAGGGCAUAUCCACGUUGGAAAGUUACACGGCGCGUCGUCUCCGAACCGUCGGCACAAACCCUUGCGUCGCAAUUCUUCAGUGGGCCUACGGCCUCACGCUCCCCCAAUCCAUCUGGGAUCACGAAGCCGUGGUGGCUAUAACGCGCGAAGUGGCCAUCUCAGACUUCCUCUGGAACGACAUUGUCAGUUUGCGAAAAGAAAUUGACGACAGCGACAUCGACUCUGCGAUCCCGGUCAUUGUUUGGAAUGACGGAUGCAGUGCGCAAGCUGCCGUUGAUCGAUGUGUCAAGAUGGUCGAACAGAGCUGGUCAAGGCUUUUGGACGCGGAGAAGAGAUUGGUACAAGCACAUGCUGGCGAGGAGGAGCAGAUUAGACGCGAUAUCGAGACGCUGGUUGGCGGAUGCAAGGACAUUGUUGUGGGACACAUGGUGUACAGUUUGAAGAUACCCAGGAAUAUGGCGGCCGCCAAGAUGAGCGAGAAGGAUUGCAGCUUCCGCGUGGUUUUUCCCAACGAGCCACGCCUCGGCCGCCUACGAGGACGUAGUGCAUCUCCUACCCCAUAUGAUGACGGUGACGGCCGCUUCGGGUUCUCCCUGAAGAGCAAGAAGGGAUACACAAGGACCUUUUGA